UCAAAUGAUGAUUAUUGAGGGCGGAGAGCUGCGGCGGCGAAAGGAGCAUCUGUAACCCGGGUAAAAAGCCGACUAACACCUCGACGAAAUUCCGCCUCAGAGCUCCGGAGCAGUGAGCGGGACAGGAUGUUCACCCCCCGGGGAGCUUCGGGCUCGGCACGCCGCCACACAGCGAGGACCGGCGGCAGGAAGAGUGUGAGCACGCCGUCAGGGCUGCUGUUCUCCCCGCGCAGAGCUCCACUCACUCCCAGCCGAGCGACGCCCACGCGGGUCCAGAGCUGCGGCGCCGUGGACUCGUGCCACUACGACGUGCAGCCGUUCGGAUCGUCCCUGCCGGUCAAGGUGAUGGAGGUCCUGACCACGGCCGAGGCGGACGAGCAGAUCUCUGUGAAGGUGGACCGGUCAGGCUGGGCGUGGCUGGUGUGUGGGGAGAGGCUGAUCAUCUGGAAAAUCUCUCAGACUCCGGUAGCAAAGCUGUCGGUGUGUAAGGACCUGCAGUUGGCCCCCAGCGACUACGCGUACACCGCCGACCUGAUCGCCGUCAACUCCUCGUCCCCUCUGGAGUCGGCUUCCGUCCAGUGCGUGUGCGUGAUGGCCGCGUCCCCGGACGGCCCGGUCCGGUUCUGGCCCAGCCUGGCCCACGAGGGGACGUACGUCGAGACGCCCGCCGACCCGGGAGGACACCCGCGCGACCACGUGGCUGCGGUCAGGGGAGGCUCCUUCAUCGUGUCGUCGUACCGCGGGCACCUCCUGCGGGCGGGCCCGGACGGAUCCGGGCGGCUCUACCAGCGACCGGUGCAGCAGGGACACGGCGUGCUGUCGGGCAUCGGGCGCCGCGUCUCCAGCCUGUUCGGGCUCCGCAACCCCCCGGCCGACGCCACCGUGCACGGCGUGCUCUACGCGCCGCACUCGGGCGCCCUGUACACGCUCGGCACGUGCGGGCUGAAUAAGUGGGAGGUCGGGGACGCCACGGAGGUUCAGGUGCUGAGCUGGAACGCCUGUCCCGUCCUCGCCGACAGCAUCUCCGACGCCAUCUGGGGCUCUGAGAGUAACUACGGCGAGAUCAAGGAGGGCGUGAACGUGGCUUAUCUGGACAUGCAGCUCAGCCACGCCGGUCUGGUGGUGCUGGCCGCGGCGUGGCACCCCGCCGACACCCCGUGUCUGGCGUAUUUCUGCUUGGUCACCAUCCCGGACGCCGUAGGACCCGCCACGGAGGAACUCCCCGUGGAGGUGACCAGAUAUAACCCGCCCUUCCAGACCGAGGACGAGCUCCACAAGACCAGGAUGGUGUUGCCGUCGGAGACCGGCCCGGCCGCGUAUCUCUACAACGAGGAGCUGGUGUACGCCUGCACCACCGGCGCCGGGCGCUCCGGGCUGCCCGAAGAGAAGCUCAGCUUCAACUUUCCCAGCGACCGCAUCCACGGCGCCGGCGUGUGCGCCGACUGGCCGCUCUUCUUCUCCCGGCUCAACGGCCUGGUCGCCGUGGUAGCCAGAGAGAGCGCCUCCAUCCUCCCGGAGACCGUGGAGGAUUCGCUCUGUACCUCGGUGGCCGGAGCCGGACCGGAGGGGACGCCCCCCAAACUGGAGCGAGUAGCAGACGAGGACAAAACCAAGCAGCUCAAGCGAGCUUUCCUACAGUUCUGCAGGAACGACCGCGUCGGCGCCCAGAACAUGGCCGACCGGCUGUUCCCGCACGACGCGGAGGAAGGCCGGGAGGGGGCCGAGCUGGACGGCGUGGUCGCUCGGAUCGACCUGGACCUGGUGGACGAUUACCCCGCCUCCGACCCGCGCUGGGCCGAGUCCGUCCCCGACGAGAGCGCCGGCUUCACGCUGACCUCCCUGAUUCUCCUGCACCAGCUGGAGGAUAAAAUGAAAGCGCAUCACUGCUUCAUGGACUUCCUGCUGCAGAUAUCCAAUCAGAACGAGCCUCGAGUGCAGCGGCGAGCAGUAAAAACCGAGCCUCAAAGCUGCUGUAGAUCUGCAUCUCCUAAGACGGGGCUCCUGGACCACCUCAGCUCCACGGCGGUGCGCUCGUCUCCCAUGGCGACGCGCCUGCUGCUGUGCGAGCACGCGGAGAAGCUCUCGGCCGCCUUCACGCUGAAGAACCACCACGCCAAGCAGCCCGAGCUGGUCAACGCCGCCAUAACGGCCACGCUGAAGAAGAACGGCACGCCGUUGCCGGCCAGCCUCAGUCCGGCCGACGUCUUCUUCAGAGAGGUGUCUCAGAUCUCCUCCAUCUUGGAGUCGCUGCUGGACGAGGAGGAGAAGUGUCUGAAGGAGAACCCCGCCGCCUCGGUGCAGUGGGCCGAGGUCGUGCUCGACGUCAACGGCAUCAUCAAGGACAUGCUUCAAGCAGCGGUGCAGUACAGAGAGACCAAAGCGUCCCUCUACAGACCGGCGGAGAACGCCCCUGCGGAGCCGGAGUACGUCCCGUGGACAGCGUCCGGCGGCGUGCGCACCGCCAUCAGCCGGCAGCACGAGCUCAUCCUGCACGCCGUGUACCCCCAGGCCGACUCCGGCCUCCGCGGCGCCCUGAGCGAGCAGCUGGUGGCGCUCCUGGACUCCCUGUUCGGCGGCUACGUGGCCCAGCUGGCCUCGCUGCGCCGGCCCGGCCAGCGGGAGCGCCGCGACGCGCUGGAGAUGGAGUACACGCGGCGCCGCGCCGAGCUCCUGACGCCGCUACUGGAGCUGGGGCAGCACCAGUGGGCGGCGGCGCUGGCCGAGAAGUACUGCGACUUCGACGUGCUGGUGCGGAUCUGCGAGCGGACCGACGACCCGGGACGCCUGCAGCACUACAUGAGCAAGUUCGCCCACCAGAACUUCGCGGACUUCCUGUUCCGAUGGUACAUGGAGAAGGGCAAGAGAGGGAAGCUGCUGUCCCAGCCCGUCGCCCAGCACGAGCAGCUCACCAGCUUCCUGCAGGCGCACCAGCACCUCAGCUGGCUCCAUCACAUCCACGUGCAGGACUUCCAGAGCGCUCACCACACCCUGUACAGCCAGGCUAACGCCGAGCAGCGCUACUUCAGCAAGAAGAAAACUCUACUGGCGCUCAGUAAGCUGACCGCUCUGGCCUCCAGCAUGCCCGAAGCUCUGCAGCACAAGCAGGUCAACGAUAUCGUGGAACAGGAGCGUUUUCUGCUCCAUCAGGAGACUCUACCCAAACAGCUGCUGGAGGAGAAGCAGCAGAACCCGGAGAUCAUGCCUGUACUGGGCGCUCGCAACCUUAUCGAGCUGUAUAUCUGUGACGAGAACCGCGGGGCCAACGAGUACGACUUCAAGAAAGCCCUGGACCUGCUGCAGUACGUGGACAAGGUAGAGGACGACGCCGUCGAUAUCGACGCCCUCAAGAGGCUCGUUUUCAGCAAAGCCCUGAAGAAAGACUGGAAGGAGAACUGGUCAGCGUCAGACGGCAGCGAUGAUCCCCUGGAGGCAGCGAAGGACAGCAUCUUCGUUAAGAUUCUUCAGAAGCUCGUCCAAGAAGGCGUUCCUCUCCAGUCCUACCUGCCUGACGUGAAGGACCUGCUGCAGAUGGAUGAGCUGGACUUCCUCAGAUCCAAAUCGUUCUUCGAGUUCCUGCUGAGAGCGAACUACGAGCACUACGUCCAGUCUCAGAUCUGAACCUGACCGUGCGAGGCGGCCGCUGUUCUGUUCCCGCCCUUUCUUGCUUAAUAAAGACGCAUUUCUGUA
Trichomycterus rosablanca is the source of this 3687-nucleotide messenger RNA. RefSeq names its product nucleoporin 133 (gene nup133). The transcript has 28 exons. The record is from RefSeq and is a predicted model, not a curated record. Gene Ontology annotation, cellular component: nuclear pore outer ring. Bases 127 to 3618 code for a protein of 1163 amino acids. Gene Ontology annotation, biological process: transcription-dependent tethering of RNA polymerase II gene DNA at nuclear periphery; protein import into nucleus; poly(A)+ mRNA export from nucleus. NCBI's taxonomy places the organism in Eukaryota, Metazoa, Chordata, Actinopteri, Siluriformes, Trichomycteridae. Gene Ontology annotation, molecular function: protein binding; structural constituent of nuclear pore.